This is a messenger RNA of Betta splendens (Siamese fighting fish), 803 nucleotides long. RefSeq names its product myosin, light chain 2a, regulatory, cardiac, slow (gene myl2a). The transcript is spliced from 7 exons. Lineage: Eukaryota; Metazoa; Chordata; Actinopteri; Anabantiformes; Osphronemidae. Gene Ontology annotation, cellular component: myofibril; cytoplasm. The coding region runs from base 63 to 572 and encodes 169 amino acids. Gene Ontology annotation, biological process: muscle cell fate specification; cardiac muscle contraction; heart development. Gene Ontology annotation, molecular function: calcium ion binding. The record is from RefSeq and is a predicted model, not a curated record.
ACCCACAAUCUCCCCAUUGUUCACUGGCUUUAUUGUUAUUCUGACCUCCCAGCUGCUCAGCCAUGGCGCCCAAGAAAGCCAAGAAGAGGACGGCAGAGGGAGCCAACUCCAAUGUAUUCUCCAUGUUCGAGCAGGCCCAGAUCCAGGAAUUCAAAGAGGCCUUCACCAUCAUGGACCAGAACAGAGACGGGUUCAUCGACAAGAACGAUCUGAGAGACACGUUCGCUGCUCUAGGACGCCUCAAUGUGAAACAGGAGGAGAUCGAUGAGAUGCUCAAAGAGGCUCCGGGCCCGAUCAACUUCACCGUUUUCCUCACCAUGUUCGGCGAGAAGCUUAAAGGCGCUGAUCCGGAGGAGACCAUCCUCAAUGCCUUUAAAGUCUUCGACCCAGAGGGCAAAGGCGUCCUGAGGAAGGACUACGUGACACAGAUGCUAACGACGCAAGCCGACCGGUUCAGCGCCGAGGAGAUGGAGCAGAUGUUCGCCGCCUUCCCCCCAGAUGUGACGGGGAACCUGGACUACAAGAACCUGGUGCACAUCAUCACCCACGGAGAGGAGAAGGACCAGGAGUAGGAGCCGAGCCGCUGCGGGUGAAGGAGACGCGCACUGGUGUUUAUUUACUCAACGUCUACGUUGGCUGCGUUGUUUCUGCACUCACUCAUCAGCACAAGCGCAUCAGGACAAAACAAUAAGGCUCCCAAUGUUCCACCAGUCCCCUGAGACAGAGUCAUUCUUCUUUCUUUCAUCUUUUCAUUUCUUAGAAUGUAGCAUUUGUUCAGCUAAUAAAAGUUUUCACAGACCUUU